This is a messenger RNA of Durio zibethinus, 884 nucleotides long. Its product is annotated as signal peptidase complex subunit 3B-like. Lineage: Eukaryota; Viridiplantae; Streptophyta; Magnoliopsida; Malvales; Malvaceae. The record is from RefSeq and is a predicted model, not a curated record. Gene Ontology annotation, biological process: protein targeting to ER. Gene Ontology annotation, cellular component: signal peptidase complex; membrane.
CUCAUUUCUCAGUAUUUUCAUUUUGACCCACCUUCUUUAGCUUUUUUCACCGAAACCCCAAUAGAACUUCAAAAUCUCAUCAUUCCCGCACUGCUUUUCCAUGAAGUUAAAAACACAGUAUAAAACCUGUUUCCGAACUUCUCUAUUACUUCCUUUUUCUUCCCGACAAAGCCUUAACUUUCUCUGCAUCAAUUUCCUCUCUCUUCACUUUUGUAGGAUUAAACAAAGUAAAGGAAGAGGAAAAGAUGCAUUCUUUUGGGUACAGAUUAAAUGCUCUGCUAACAUUUUCGGUGACGAUUCUGGCGCUAAUGUGUGCCAUCGCGUCUCUCUCCGACAACCUCAACACUCCAUCUCCCUCUGCGGAAAUCCAGAUUAUGAACAUUAAUUGGUUCCAGAAGCAGCCACAGGGGAAUGAUGAGGUCAGCCUGACGAUGAAUAUAUCAGCUGAUUUACAAUCAUUAUUUACAUGGAACACAAAACAGGUUUUUAUAUUUGUAGCAGCAGAGUACGAAACCCCAAAGAAUUCCUUGAAUCAGGUGUCACUUUGGGAUGCUAUAAUACCUGCCAAAGAGCAUGCAAAGUUUUGGAUCCAUACCUCAAACAAGUAUCGUUUUGUUGAUCAGGGAAACAGUCUCCGGGGCAAAGAAUUCAACUUAACAUUGCAUUGGCAUGUGAUGCCUAAGACUGGAAAGAUGUUUGCUGACAAAAUCGUCAUGACCGGUUAUAAUUUGCCAGAGGAAUAUAGAUAAGGUUUUCUUGGGUGUAUGUUUUGAGGUUGCUGUAACUUUAGCCUUCUCUAUAUGCGGAUAUUUGUAGCUCAGCUGAAUCAGAGGACUUGAGAUGUAGCCUCCUCUAUAUCUGGGAGACAUUAAUAGCUCAAUUGA